Messenger RNA from Rhipicephalus microplus (southern cattle tick), 1079 nucleotides. Its product is annotated as astacin-like metalloprotease toxin 5. The record is from RefSeq and is a predicted model, not a curated record. Gene Ontology annotation, molecular function: metalloendopeptidase activity; zinc ion binding. NCBI's taxonomy places the organism in Eukaryota, Metazoa, Arthropoda, Arachnida, Ixodida, Ixodidae. Gene Ontology annotation, biological process: proteolysis.
CGCUAGCGGCGUUGACGUCCUCGGGAGGACAUGACAUCAUGCGUGAACAUCGGAAGUAUUGUCACUGGAUGAAUUCGUAAUGAUGGAGGCGUGGGCCACGCGUCUGAAAAUACACAAGCGAACGGCGCCCGCUCAUGGAGCAGUCCGAAGCGCUUAAACGAGUACAUAGCUUCGUGACCUUGGCAAACACGUGUGUAUCUAAUCACAACGUUUAAAGUUCAUCGAGAGCAUCGCUGCCAGGACACCGACUGCAGUGAACGCCCGAAGACGGCUUAGUUCGCCGUGACGGAGCCGAAUAGACUGUCAACAUGGGAUUCGCACCGUUGACCUGCACUGCUGCGCUUUUGCUGAUGUCCGCGUUGCGUGCGAUUCUAGCAGCACCAGUAUGGCCACACCCAGGAAACCAGGCUCUUGAAUCGACACUGCUUUUCGAGGGUGACAUCGUGAUCCCUGGAAACAACUCAGAUGACCGCACUGCAGUAACGGAGGAUCGGCUUCUGUGGCCUGGAGGCAAAAUACCUUUCGUCGUCGAGUCAAGCCUCGGUCGACACACUGAGAUGAUUCAGGAGGCGAUGGAAGAAAUCGAAAGCAAGACUUGCGUACGUUUCAUACCACGCUCCAUGGAAAGGGACUACAUCACCAUUUUUCGUGGAUCAGGGUGCUACUCAGCCAUCGGCCGUAUGCGGCGUGCUCAACCGGUAUCCCUCGGCUACGGCUGCCUCUACAAGGGCACCAUGGUGCACGAGCUUCUGCACGCCGUAGGCUUCUACCACGAGCACUCGCGCUCCGACAGGGACAUCUACAUCGACGUCUUCACGGAAAAUGCGAAACAAGAUGCUGUGACCCAGUUCGAGAAGUUGAAGUCCUGGCAGAACCGACUGCUGACGCCAUUCGACAUGGAGUCCGUCAUGCUGUACGGCUCGCACGCGUUCGCCAGGGCGCCAGGACUCCUCACCAUGCUGGCCAAGGACGGCAGUCACUUGACAGAGGUCUACGACAAGCCCGGAUUGAGCGCCGCCGACGUCAUUCGCGUGAACAAGCUCUACAACUGCUCGAAAUAAAAGAAGUUUUGCAGUGUA